Gorilla gorilla gorilla (western lowland gorilla) is the source of this 4326-nucleotide messenger RNA. It is a transcript of the gene C10H12orf76, whose product is annotated as chromosome 10 C12orf76 homolog. Lineage: Eukaryota; Metazoa; Chordata; Mammalia; Primates; Hominidae. The coding region runs from base 2793 to 3125 and encodes 110 amino acids. The transcript has 2 exons. The record is from RefSeq and is a predicted model, not a curated record.
UAUGUGCCAGAUACUGGGCAAAGGAGUUUGCAGACAUAUAUCAUUUGAUCCUCACAAUUCAUGAGGCAGGUAUGACUAUGCUUCCCAUUGUGCAGAGAGGGAAAACGAGUCACACGGAAGCAAGUCAUGCAGCAGAGCUAGGAUUGGAACGGAAGUGGCCUGCAGAGCCUGCCUCCCACCCCACUGUGCUAUGCCUCCCAUUGAUGCUUUCCUGUGCCUGCCAUUUAGCUUUGCUCUGGUGAGUGGCAAGCUGUACCAGUGGAAAGAGCCUGUCAUCAGUUCUGUGCACAGCAAGGUGAAAAGGACAGCAGAAGUGAAAGAGGAGAUCGUGGAGAAAGAAAUGAAGAAGUUGGUGCACAGUGUCUUUAACAUGGCAGAUUACACCUUCCCUUUGCAGGUGAACACCUGGUAGUUUUAACGGACCCCAACACUUACCCAAAGGUAGCCAUUGGGUCAGGUUUCUGCACUAUAGUCCCUUCUGUGGUUGCCAGAAAUACGUUACAGGAAAAGGGUCCCGAUCCAGAUCCCAAGAGGGGGUUCUUGGAUCUAGCGCAAGAAAGAAUUCAGGGCAAGUCCACAGUGCAAAGUGAAAGCAAGUUUAUUAAUAAAGUAGUGGAAUAAAAGAAUGGCUACUCCAUAGACAGAGCAGCCCCGAGGGCUGCUGGUUAGGCAUUUUUAUGAUUAUUUCUUGAUGAUACGCUAAACGAGGGGUGGAUUAUUCAUGCCUCCCCCUUUUAGACCAUAUAGGGUAACUUCCUGACAUUACCAUGGCAUUUGUAAACUGUCAUGGCACUGCUGGGAGUGUAGCAGUGAGGACGACCAGAGGUCACUCUUGUCACCAUUUUGGUUUUGGUGGUUUAUAGCAGGCUCCUUUACUGCAACCUGUUUUAUCAGCAAGGUCUUUAUGACCUGUAUUUUGUGCUGACCUCCUAUAUCAUCCUGUGAUUUAGAAUGCCUUAACCGUCUGGGAAUUCAGCCCAGUAGGUUUCAGCCUCAUUUUACCCAGCUCCUAUUUAAGAUGGAGUUGCUCUGGUUCACAUGCCUCUGACAUUUGUAUUGCACAUCCAUUGUGAGGUAAAUGAUACCAAUCCCACUACAAAUCAAACCUUCAGGAGGUAAGGCAAUGUGUGAGGUGAUAAAGCCUCCAGAUUCAAAACUAUGCUUGGGUCAAAUUCUAGCUCUGCCACUUUGUGUGUGCAGCGUUGGGCCAAACACUUAGCUCAAUUCCCUCAUGUAUUCAGCAAACAGUUACUGAAUAUAAUAUGCUACUCUUCUAGUCUUGUAGCAGGACGAGCCGCAGACAAAACCUCUCAGACACCGAGUUGUAGAAGGAAGGGCUUUAUUCAGCUGGGAGCAUCGGCAAGCUACUGCCUUAAAAUCCGAGCUCCCCGAAUGCACAAUUUCUGUCCCUUUUAAGGGCUCCUCACAGCACUAAAGAUUUCACAUGAAAGGGUCGUGAUUGAUUUGAGCAAGUAGGUGGUACGUGACAGGGGCUGCAUGCACCAGUGGUAAGAGAGAAACAGAACAGGGCAGGGAGUUUCACAACGUUCUUCUAUACAAUGUCUGGAAUCUAUGAAUAACAUCGGUUUCUAAGUUAUGAGUUGAUUUUUAGCUACUGGGUGUGAGGCCUCUGAGCCCAAGCCAAGCCAUCGCAUCCCCUGUGACUUGCACGUAUAUAUCCAGAUGGCCUGAAGUAACUGAAGAUCCACAAAAGAAGUAAAAAUAGCCUUAACUGAUAACAUUCCACCAUUGUGAUUUGUUUCUGCCCCACCCUAACUGAUCAAUGUACUUUGUAAUCUCCCCCCACCCUUAAGGUACUUUGUAAUCUCUCCCACCCUUAAGGUACUUUGUAAUCUCCCCCAACCUUAAGAAGGUUCUUUGUAAUUCUCCCUACCCUUGAGAAUGUACUUUGUGAGAUCCACCCCUGCCCGCAAAACAUUGCUCUUAACUUCACCGCCUAUCCCAAAACCUGUAAGAACUAAUGAUAAUCCACCACCCUUUGCUGACUCUCUUUUCGGACUCAGCCCGCCUGCACCCAGGUGAAAUAAACAGCCAUGUUGCUCACACAAAGCCUGUUUGGUGGUCUCUUCACACACAUGAAACUGGGUUUAGGCCAGGCAGGCCCAGGCCUGGUUUCGGGCCUGGCGCUGGGCUGCCCGUCUUUGGUUUUACUUCCUUGUUGUUUCUUCUUAAAACAGGUACUGAGUAUAAAACAAUAUAAAACAAAAUGAGAGGGUCUCUCUCUCCCCUCGGUCUCUGGGACAGAGCAGAGAGCAAGAACAAAAUUGCUGUGUUCGUGGACUUUAUAUGCUAGGGCGAAGCAGGUCCUCAGAAAAUAAUCAAAUGUACGUUAAAUGUAUAAGGUAAAUGGUGAUGAGUCUAAAGUGAAUGGGGGGAAUGGAAGAGAACGAAGGUAGGGAGAAUGUACAUUAAGGGAAAGGGAAGGUUGCAAUUUUAGAAAAGGAUGUCUGGGCAAGGGCUCCCUGAGAAGACGGCAUUUGUACUAUAGAAACACAGUAUCUAUUUUCCAGGCCCGUAAUGAAGGUUUAAUAAGAAAACGCAUGGAUUCGUAAAAAAUCUUCAAUAGGCCCCAAAUGGACCUACAAGACCUGGACCCCAAUGGAUGAGGGAACGCUAACCACAGCAGAACGGUAAUCGCGGCGAACGUUGGCACAGACGGAAAGUUGAUCUGAACGGAAAGUUGGUCCGGGGGAAACAUUAGUUAUUGAGGAACGUUAAUCCGGAACAAAUCUUAGGCAGAAGCGGAACUUAGACCAGGACGCACAGUUACCAUGGCAAUGACGCACGCCCUAAGGGCGGUGGCAGCGACGCAGAGAAACCUGGGAGGAGACAGAGGCAGGGUUUGCGACGGAAGUGGCCUCUCUGCUUCUGCAGGGCUGGGGAAGAUGCUGCGUCCAGCGUUACCGUGGCUGUGCCUUGGCCUCUGCAGCCUCCUGGUGGGGGAGGCAGAGGCCCCGAGCCCCGUGGAUCCGCUGGAGCGGAGCCGGCCGUACGCGGUGCUGCGAGGGCAGAACCUGGUGUUGAUGGGAACCAUUUUCAGCAUCCUGCUGGUGACUGUCAUCCUUAUGGCAUUUUGUGUCUACAAGCCCAUUCGGCGUCGGUGACAGCCAGACAAGUUCUUCAAUGAGUAUUUGGGAAUAGGAUAAGUUGUGUUGCACACAGGCCAGUGGAGAAGUUGGAACCAAAACUUUCCUACUUGGAAAUGACCUUUGGUCUGGACAGUUGGUAAACGCUAAAUGAAUUAGAAGAAAACAUGUACUAGACAUUAUUUUUUCCUAACACUGUAGCGCAAAUAAUUGGCCCCUGAGUCCGCUUCUCAGUGUUUCUGACUGUACUUGUUAAAAGUAAGACCUGAAAGCUCCAAAGGUCAGUGUAAAGAUGGAGUGUUCAUGAGAAAGAAAACAUGGUAACCUUGUGAGUGCCUGUAAGAACCACACUGUAAAGAACUCAUCAUUAAUGCUUGAAAAUGUUAUUAAGAAGGAGACUUACCAUGCAGACAUUCCCUAUUUAAGAACCAUUUGGUUACAGUGGGUUAAGAAUCACAGAUUUUUUUUUUUUUAAUCUCACCUGAGUUGGCCUAGAAUGCGCUGGUUGCAAAGUGGUGUCAGCUGUGGGGAUCUUGGGCCCUCGUUCCUCACCUGCAUCCUGCCCUGCACUCAGGUGCUCCCCCUGAAGUCAGGGUCACAUCAGGUAGACCUGUUACUAUAUGCACCUUUGGCCUGGAAUGCUCUGAAGUUGGACUGGAAAUGUUACUAGGUUGGCCUAUUACAAAAAGGACCCCAUCCUGCUUAAACGCAUUGAUCUCCCUUGCCCUGCAUUUGAGUCUUUCUAGCCCACGGUCUGAAACUUGAGGCAGCUUUCCAGAUUUGGAAUGUAAAAGGCUCAGUGGGCACUCUGUUCAUCCCUGGGUGGGGAGGGCCCAGCCAACAGAAGUGCAUGUCCACUGUGCGGGCCAGUGUGUGUUUACACAAAUUUCAUCUCAGCUUUGAAAAUGCUGCUAUUAGUUUCCACUGUUGGUGAACUGGAUUUUUUCCUCCUAUUGAAAUGAUACUUUCAUACUUAUAAAGCUGCUGUCAAUAUUUAUUUCAAGGUGCUAAAUUUAAUUUUGUUAUUAAAUUGAAAUGCUUAUCUUGUGUUCAAGCACAGCACUGAUUUUAACAACCUGCAUUUAAUGUGAAGUAACCGAAGUAGGAUACUGUAACUGUGUAAGGAUUUUGUUUGUAAUCUUGUAACAUUGAACCAUUGAAAUGUUCACUGUUCUUUGCUUUUGAGCAAAACGUCAAUUAAAGCUAAAGUAAAAUCCUA